AUGUGGCGAAUCGGCCUCAUGGUCAUGUUUAUCUGGGUUUUUGUCGCAAUGUGUGUGGGAAGUUACAUCCUCGGCAAAAAAAGGCGUCGAGAAGAGGAAAAUGAGAAGGUCGAUAUUACUGGCUUGAAUGCAAGGCAUCGGCUGAGAUCAUUCGGACACAAGAUUCCGUAUGCUCAACGGCAGAUAUCUAAACAGGAUAGAGCAUAUCGAAGGUAUAGACGAGCAUUACUCAAAAAAUUGACCAAAAAGAAAGGGGAGUGGUUGAGAAAACGGGCGGAAGCUCAGAAGAAUACUGCUCAUAGUGAGGAAUUGAGGAAAGCAUUGGAGAAGGAGCUGAAAAGAAAGGAAGCGAAGUCUCGGAAGCUUGAACAUUUACAGACUCCGAUUCCUUGGGACAAUUACGAUGAUCCUCCCGCAGUUACAAUGGGCAAUGAUAGGGACGAAUUCGACACAAGAAUUCCUAUGCCACGGGACCGCCGUCAAACCACCGUCGACAGGGCUCGACGACAGUCUGUUUUCAUUCAACAGGAGGACCAGAUGAAGGAUGCUCGAAGACGUUCAUCCAUGGGCCUACCUCCGGCUGACCUGGCCAAACCUAAGGUCAAAAGUACAGGACACGAGGAUGGUGACGAGGAUGGUAAUGAAAACGAGGACGAGAACAAAGCCCCAACAAUCAAAGAUUUGGAAUCGUCUCAGUGGAAGGUGAUGGAUGAUCAAAUACCCCCACCAUGGCAAUGGAUUUUGGAAGCCGAUCCCUGGCUUCGGAACGUACUUCGGAAAGCUGAAGUCGUAAAUGGGCUAUAUCACUACGCAGCACCGCCACCCUACCCGCCCCCAGGAUUCCUCGAAGAAGUGGUUGAACGAGCGAGCAACCAACCUAACAGAGCAAUAACAAAGAAAAAGGCCCAAGCGGUUCCGUGGGGAGAAAUGCGCGGCCGUCACGCAUUUAUGCCUGAUACGCCUGAUUUUGCAGAGUACGAACACCCAUGGGAUGAAUACGCUGGGAAUAUCGACGUGGUAAUGCGCCCUCUAAAUCUCAAAGAGCUUCUCUGGAAGAAUGAGGCUACCCGGUUACAAAGGGGAAGACUUAUAUACUACGACGACCAAUGGAAGGAGGUUGCUGCCCGUAAAGGCUAUGAUGUGCCAAUUAUAAGAUCUCAUAAAAAGGGAGCGAAGCCGGGUCGGAAAAUACAAGGCGGACAACUACCAAGCCGGCCCAUGGAAAGAGGCCCGGGUGGGUUGUACUUACCUGACGAACAGACAUUCCGGGAGAUAGGUGAACAUGAAGAAGCCCCAGUUAGCCCCACGACCGAAAUACCGGGCGUAACACCAGUACUUAAUGUCGAGCCACCAGGAGGUGGAAUCACUGCUGAGGAGAGUCAAAGACAAGAAAACAAAACUCCAUGGAAGAGGCGAUUUGGACAGAUGACAAAACUGUUUGGUUAA
Messenger RNA from Orbilia oligospora ATCC 24927, 1446 nucleotides. RefSeq lists its product as uncharacterized. NCBI's taxonomy places the organism in Eukaryota, Fungi, Ascomycota, Orbiliomycetes, Orbiliales, Orbiliaceae. The record is from RefSeq and is a predicted model, not a curated record. Bases 1 to 1446 code for a protein of 481 amino acids. The transcript has 2 exons.